Messenger RNA from Solanum dulcamara, 579 nucleotides. RefSeq lists its product as uncharacterized. The transcript is spliced from 3 exons. NCBI's taxonomy places the organism in Eukaryota, Viridiplantae, Streptophyta, Magnoliopsida, Solanales, Solanaceae. The record is from RefSeq and is a predicted model, not a curated record. Bases 1 to 579 code for a protein of 192 amino acids.
AUGCCUCCACGAAGAUACCCCGCUAUAAAGAAUGUGGUUGAAGAGGAGCAACAAGCUCCAAACAAUCCCUUGAAUGACCAAUUCUCAAAUGCCAAGUUUCGAGCGGCUUUUCAAGUACUUCCUCAAGCCGUUAUGACUCAAGGCAAUCGUGAGAUGGUUGCUCUUGUGAACCCAAAUGUGGGGACUACGGCGAUAAGAAUAUGGUCUCAAAAGAGUGCAAGAAAGAUGGCUAUAUUGAUUCGGAAAAUGGAUAUCUCUAUACUAUUGACCUAUGCGGAGCAAAUAGAGAGUGAGAAGUUAAGGUACUCCAUCCAAGGAUCUUCAAAUUCUACUAUUCCAAGGUUUGACAAGGAUAGUGUACCCAACCAUAAGCCUCAAGGAGGUGCUCCUAUUGGUCAAGUGACCCCCGUAUGCAAGAAGUGUGGUAAGAACCACAAGGGUGGGUGUUUAGCGGGUUUGAAUAUGUGCUAUCGAUGUAGUAAGUUGGGUCAUCAUGCUAAGGAAUUCAAGGUCAAAGAUAAUCGUUCUCAAGGCCAAGUUGCUCAUAGAGUCCAAGUUGCACAAGGUGCUCAAGUGUAA